Messenger RNA from Sparassis crispa, 549 nucleotides. RefSeq lists its product as hypothetical. Lineage: Eukaryota; Fungi; Basidiomycota; Agaricomycetes; Polyporales; Sparassidaceae. Bases 1 to 549 code for a protein of 182 amino acids. The record is from RefSeq and is a predicted model, not a curated record. The transcript is spliced from 3 exons.
AUGGACGCCAGCAUUAUCCUUCGCAAAUACAUCCUUGCAGAAGCUCUUCUUCACAUUGAGAUCUUUACCGAGCCCUUCGACCCGAUCCUGUGGAAAGCAUGGGUGAUCCGGAUGCACGUCCUGCUGGUCCUCAUGGUCCAAGCCCAGUCUGAGGCGGCCAGUGUGGGGAUCAUCCUACCCCGUCCGCGCAAUAUCCCUGUCCUGGCCCAAGUGGAAAUACACCUUGUGACAGCUCGCACUAUAGAAGGUGGUUGUCAGAUGAUACCUCAGAUUGCGGACCACCUUCCUGACAUCAUUCCUCGUAGUUUGACUGCCCGCGUUUUGUAUGACGACCCCACUGUCCACAAGAACUUUGGUUUGGGCCAUCCGCCGGAUGGUCUCCCUGACAUUGGAACCUUGAGCCUUCGGGUUGAGACAUUGCGCAAUGCGGCCUGCGAACUGUACGAUGUCAUGCGCGGAAUUACCAGUAGACACGAUGUCACACACCAAAAGUGUUUGGCUUGUGAACACGUAACCACCGGUGAAGCGCUCGACGAGGAAGUCACAUGA